CUUCCUUAUCCUGUCGUUUCUCUCCAUUACCAUCUUAACACGAGUGAGAGGAACCAGCCUGCACUAUCAAGAAAGAAGCAGGAGAGGUAUUUAGAGGAUGAAUGCCUUUGUCGGGGGAGGAAGCGGAGAAGAGGAGCCGGCACCGCUGGUCAUUGUCGAGGGCUUCCUCUGCGCAGCCUCUUCGCUUAUAUGGGGCACCUUCGAUGAGCCCUUGAGCCAGGGUUCGCAGUACCGCCAGCGCUCCUCUGCCUCCUAUUCCCAAACUAAACAUUCAGAGGAAGCAACCGCGACAAAUGGACGACAACAACCUCGUCGGGUUGUCUUUGCGCCUAUUGGACCCGUCUCGUCAAUACAUGAUCGCGCAUGCGAGCUCUUCUACGGCCUCCAAGGUGGGCGGGUAGACUAUGGGGAAGCUCAUUCACGGGCGCACGGGCACGGACGAUAUGGCAAGACAUUUGGCAAACCCCUCUUGCCGGGCUGGGGCAACGACUUCGCCUUGAGAAGCGGAGACGAUAGCUCGAGCUCGAGCGCGGGACAAGCGAGACGAGGGGCGCACUUCAUGGGCCAUUCCCUUGGUGGACUGACGAUCGUCAAGCUGUACGAGCUGCUUAGCGCGGGCUUCUUUGACGAAGCCUUGGGAAUCACUUCAGAUUCGAGGAAGAGUGAGGACGCCACGUCGCCGUCGCCUGCUUCCUUCCUCAUGCUCUCGCUCACCACCGUCUCGUCGCCACACCGCGGCACGCCCCUUGUCUACUCGCUCGGCUCGAUCCCGGGCAAGGACCCUCAGGUGCGCUUCCUGAGCCCGGGCGACUGCCUUGCGAAGCUCGUUCACGUCAUCAGCUGGGCUCGGCGGCUGCCGAUGCUUGGCCUGGAUGCCUGGCUCCCUGACUUCUUCGCAGAGGCGUGGGCCUUUGCCUCUUCAAAGGACGAGAACGAGAAAGAGAACGAGAAAGAGAACGAGAGAUCGAAGAGGUGGCAAUUGCAGGAGUGGAUGGGCAUCGGCAAGCUGCUUGCGCAGCUCUGGAAGAGCGACUGGGCCGAGGGCAGGGACUGUGCGCCGUGGGACUGCACCUUUGAAGAACGCAGCCGGCGCGAAGAAGAGGCCGGCGAGGGCGCAAUUUGGGGCUUGCAGGGACGUCAGCUCGGACAAUUGCAUGGACAAAAGGUUUGGCUCAGGAGUUAUGCGGCCAGCGUGACUGCACCGAAGUCGUCCGAGAUGGAUCGACAAGAGCAGACGCCCUUGGCUGGGCUCCUAUCGCCCCUUGCCUUCACGGCACGACUGCUGCGCCACUUCGACUAUGGCAACGCCCCGCCGCCUCCCUUGCGGAAAAAGAACUAUCGGAGCCUACGAGGUGGUUCCGACUCUGGUUACUGCUCGUCUGCCGAGGACGACGCAGAGGACAAGAAUGGCACAAUGCAUGCAUCGGACGAGGAAAAGGUGAGGCGUGACUGGCAGGCCAACGACGGCGUCGUUCCCUUUGCCUCGCAGUUCCAUCCAUCCGACUGCAUGCGCGGCCACUGCCAGCACGAGGCGUGGGUGCCUCAUGCUGGGAUGCCCGACGAAGGCACAGACACGCGCACAUUGGCGCGAUACGCGGUGGACUCCGCCGCGGCGUCUUCGCUCAGCCUGCUUGGUUUCAACAGCAAAAGUGGUAUUGGAAGCCCGCAGUUGCGACCCAAGCCACCCGGAUCGGAUCUCGCCGAUGGCCCGGCGCCCUUGCCAAAGCCCAAUCUGUGGCACGUCUGCGAGCUGGAGGGCACAACGCACGCCUCGCUCGUCCCCUUCUGGACCGGUUCAGAGAAGCAAAGGGCCUUUUGGUUUGAUCUCGGAGCGUGGCUGCACGACGUCGAGAUGGCCCAAUCGGACCGAGUUAUACCCCUUUGAAGCAUUGUUGCAAUCGUGGUGUAGUACUGUAGAUACCCUAGAAGCAUUUCAUACCGUGAUCACCAUCUCGCGCAAGCUUCUUCUGCUCCGC
Messenger RNA from Acaromyces ingoldii, 1976 nucleotides. RefSeq names its product alpha/beta-hydrolase. The coding region runs from base 98 to 1885 and encodes 595 amino acids. Lineage: Eukaryota; Fungi; Basidiomycota; Exobasidiomycetes; Exobasidiales; Cryptobasidiaceae. The transcript has a single exon. The record is from RefSeq and is a predicted model, not a curated record.